This is a messenger RNA of Closterium sp. NIES-67, 1419 nucleotides long. Lineage: Eukaryota; Viridiplantae; Streptophyta; Zygnematophyceae; Desmidiales; Closteriaceae. The record is from the annotation of a GenBank genome assembly.
UCCCUUGGCAGAGAAGCGACACCUGCUACAGUGGGACAAUGAUAUCGCGUACCGGAAAGGAUCAACGAAAAUCUGGGUGCCUAAUUACCCGCCUUUGCGCAAGUUACUACUCGAAGAAUACCACGACGUCCUCUACGCCGGACACUUCGGUAGCAACAAGACGCUAACUGGUAUCGCGAAGCAAGACUACUGGCCCCACUUGGUAGACGAUGUUCAGAAAUUCUUCACCUCGUGUGAUACAUGUCAACUGAUGAAGAGCAGCAAGCAGAAGAAGGCAGGACUACUACAACCUCUUCCUGUCCCGGAACAACCAUGGCAAGUGGUUAGCCUGGACUUCAUCACCGGGUUACCACCUACCACCAGUGGACAUGACACAAUCCUUGUUGUCAUUGACAAAUUCUCCAAAAUGGGACACUUCAUUCCGACACACACGACGGCACGCACCGAGGAGACAGCACAACUCUUUGUUCGAUACAUCAUCUCACAACAUGGCAUUCCAACCACACUCAUCUCCGACCGAGACCCCAAGUUCACCAGCAAGUUCUGGAAGGAGCUAAUGUCUCUGCUCGGGACCAAACUCGCCAUGUCAUCCGCAUACCAUCCGCAAACAGACGGACAGACCGAGCGCCUCAACCAGAUUGUUGAGCAACUCUUCCGUGCAGCCUGCAAGGACGAGAUCUCCAAAUGGGACUUGCACCUGCCCGUCCAAGAGUUUGCUUACAACAACGCUACACAUGCCGCUACUGGACAGACGCCGUUCUUCCUCUGCUACGGACGCCACCCACUCAUACCACAGAAACCGACAACACCCGCUAUAGUCCAACCUGCACACGACUUCAUUACGACCAUGCAUCAGCUUUGGGAUCGGACCCAUAAGCGCCUCCUUGAUAUUCAGCAGCAACAGAAGCGCCAUGCCAAUCGCCAUCGCAACGACCACAGCAUCACCGUAGGAGACCAGGUGCUCCUCGACACCCGCAACCUUGACAUCAGCCAUCUCCCAUCUAAACUUCGACCUCGCUUCUGUGGGCCUUUUCUUGUUGAAGCACAGGUCACUCCUGUUACCUUCCGCUUACGCCUGCCAGCUACCUGGAAGAUUCACAACGCCUUCCAUGUCCAACUUCUGAAGCCUUAUCGGGAUCCGAACACGAUCUUCGUCGGACGCCAACCGCCGCCGCCGCCACCCGUCCUCGUCCAGAAUGAACCCGAGUAUGAGGUCGAGUCCAUGCUUGCACACCGCCGUCGUCGGAAUGGCACCGUGGAGCUUCUUAUUCGUUGGAAGGGGUAUGAUCCUUCUGAGGACAGCUGGGUACCUGAGACCGACAUGGGUAACUCCCGUCAUCCUCUACAUGACUACCUUGUCAAGCAGGGUGUUACUUCUACCACCCAGCUUUGAGGGGGGGAAGUGUGAGAGUACGACCC